AUGGGUUGUAUCCUCGGACUACUUGGCUGUUGUUUUGGUUCAGCAACUUGUAAUAUUUGUUGUGCUUGUUGUCCAUCGGCACAUCAUUCUUUUACAUCGCGUUUAGCGUAUGGAAGUCUUUUAUUUUUUGGUACGAUUGUUUCAUGGGCAUUCUCGACGCCGUAUCUCGCCGAACAGUUGUCGAAGAUUCCAGCUUUAUGCCACGGUGAAACGUUAGCUGAUAUAGAAAUCUUCCCAGGACAAAUACCAUGUGGCAAGAUUGUUGGCUAUUCAAGUAUUUAUCGGAUUCAAUUUUCUUUAGCAUGUUUUUUCUUUACAAUGAUGUUAAUCAUGUUGUGCGUCAAACGAUCAGAAGAUCCGCGAAGCGCAAUACAGACUGGAUUUUGGUUUUUUAAAAUUCUAAUUAUUAUCGGUAUUAGUGUUGGAACGUUUUUUAUACCCAAUGAAGAAUUGAUACCAGCUUUAAUGAUUAUUGGAUGUUUAUGUGGUUUCGUUUUUAUAUUAAUUCAGCUUAUGCUCAUGGUUCAUUUCGUAGAAAAUUGGAAUAAAAGUUGGAUUGGCAAAGGUGAAGACGGAAGUAGAAAACAUUAUUGUGGCCUUGUAUUCUUUACAGCAUUCUGUUAUUCUCUUGCAAUCGCUUCGAUUAUACUUCUUUAUAUCUUUUAUGCGUCGGAAUCAUCAUGCAGUCUUAAUAUAAUUUUUAUCACAAUUAAUUUUCUGUUGUGCCUGAUUGUAUCAGUUAUAUCUGUUCUGCCGACAGUACAGAAUUAUCACCCAACAUCAGGUUUAUUGCAAUCAUCAUUUGUUACACUUUAUACCAUAUUUUUAACAUGGUCAGCAAUCGCAAAUCCAAUAUGUAAUUCAUCAUGGCAUGGAACAAUUAAGAAUAGCAACUCAACUGUUAUAAAUUCAACAGGAAAUGGUUCCGUUAGUGUGACAUCAUUUAUAGCAUUGAUUAUAUGCUUUGGCCUUCUUAUUUACUCUGCAAUGAUAAAUUCGGCGAAAUUAUCAAAUGAAAAAUUACUCGGCAUACCAAGUAGUGACGAAACUGAAAAUGCUGCUACUAAAAUUGAUGGCCGUAAACGUUAUGCUGAUGAAGAACAAUCAGUUGUCUAUAACUAUUCGCUAUUUCAUCUGAUGCUGGUUUUUGCUUCGUUCUAUAUUAUGAUGACACUAACAAAUUGGCUUAAACCAAUGAGCGAUUUUACUAGUUUUCAACAAAGUGAUUCCGUUGUUUGGAUAAAAAUAGUUGCAUCAUGGACAUGCAUUGGCCUUUAUUCAUGGGUUAUGAUUGCACCAUGUAUAUUUCGGCAUAGAGAUUUUUCAUAA
Molecule: messenger RNA, 1329 nt
Organism: Rotaria socialis
Lineage: Eukaryota; Metazoa; Rotifera; Eurotatoria; Philodinida; Philodinidae
Source: the annotation of a GenBank genome assembly